AACGUCACGUACUUUUCCAUUAUGUUAGAACCACCGUAGCACUCGUAGACGAUCAUAUGGUGGACAAGACGCCGCGUGUCGUCGUUUAGCAAAGGCACAAACUGCAGAAGUGAUCAAAAGUCAUAUCUCAGAAUAUUUUUAGUGAAGGGAACAAAAUAUAAUUUAUUUUCAUUCUUUGGCGCCUCUACUGCUACGCCGUUGACAUGUUCGAAGAAACGUUACUCUUCCUCUCCGCUAUCGUCACCAUCUUCGUCGGGUUCGUUCGGGCGGACUGCAGUUUUGGUGAUUGUCAUCGACGAGAAACGUGCGCAGACAGGCCUUGGACUGAGUCGAGGGAAGGACGCAACGACGACCGAGUGAGAAUCGUAGACGCGCCCCUGGGCUCGGACAUAGAAUUCUUGUGUAACUAUUGCGGCGAAAAGGAUAAAGGCCAAGCCCGGUUUUGGUAUACUUCGCACAGAAUGUUGUACUCGAACGGCACCUUGGCGGGUCGGAAGGAAGUGGUGCUGGGUAUGUCAGACCCGAUGGAGUCAAACCGAGUGUACAUGACGCUAGAUCAUCGUCUGGUAAUCCGGAACUUGACCUCAUCCGACACCGGUCGGUACUCGUGUUCCGGUCUUGAGACUGAUGAACGCCUUGAGUAUGCGCUCGAUCUACUGCCGGCGAAUUCAGGCGGGCGGCCCGGUGCCGACGUCGUGGCGGUGACUGCCGAUUCGAUGGCAGGAUGGACGCAGUACGAAUCUCGGUAUUUAGCGCCUGUCACGAAGGCUUUUCCGAUAGUUUGGAAAAUGGAUGUGGACUGGGAUCCAUGGGGCCCGUGCGACGGAUGUGCGGGCAAGCGGUACCGAAGAGCUGCCUGUCGGGUCUGUUUUGACGUUGGUAUUCGCAUGGCUUGUAGAUCGAUCGCGCUACCCGCUACUGUGAUGACAGUUUCGCCCGGUCUAGCAGCCAAAUUAUCUACGUUGCCAGACUUUUUGCUAGCCGAAACAUGUUACGCCUACUGUCAGGUUUCGAACAAGCGCAGACUUCCUAAGUACAGGAACACGUUUGUGUUGGAGGAAGGGUCUAGUUUGACAUUAGUAUGUGCCGAAGCAACCGCUGAUAAAAAGGUGACGUGGAGAAAAGAUGGACUUUUAUUGACCGAAACCGAGUCCACUGCCGAUGACACGUCUGGGGCGUUGCUGGACACGUUUGGGACGUUGUACUUGGUCAGACUCACAGACAAUGACUCCGGUAAUUACACGUGUUUUGUAGACGGUAACCGAACCCAAGAAGUGCUGUUGGUCGUCCGAAAGUCAUCGUUGCUCUCGUCAAAAGCUUACGCCAGACACUUAUACUAUUUGUACUACAUAUUUGCUAUGUAUUUUGUCGUUUUUGGUGCUCGGAUCUACUACGCUUUUCUUAACCGUCGAUAUUUUUUGAAGAUCACCGACAGCGAUGUACUGAAACCCGAAAUUCCUAUCGUUUAUCUGGGAAGAAAAAUUCGAAUCCGUUGAUGCCUAAUUCAUAACUAAAAAACUUAAGAAAUAUUAUAUGGUUUAAUUGAAUGUCUUAUAAGCCUAUUGUUGUGUUGUGGUGACACAUAACUAUUACAGUUCUACGUUUUGUUCAUGGCACACAUUUUUGUUAUCUUUUCCGAGUAUAGUUAAUAAACU
Messenger RNA from Aphis gossypii (cotton aphid), 1655 nucleotides. RefSeq lists its product as uncharacterized. The record is from RefSeq and is a predicted model, not a curated record. Lineage: Eukaryota; Metazoa; Arthropoda; Insecta; Hemiptera; Aphididae. The transcript has 5 exons. Bases 204 to 1496 code for a protein of 430 amino acids.